Molecule: messenger RNA, 3447 nt
Organism: Dermacentor silvarum
Lineage: Eukaryota; Metazoa; Arthropoda; Arachnida; Ixodida; Ixodidae
Product: SET and MYND domain-containing protein 4-like
Exons: 1
Coding region: 394-2712 (772 amino acids)
Molecular function (GO): protein binding
Source: RefSeq, a predicted model, not a curated record
GUAGCCAAUCCAAAACGCGGAAGUCGUCCCACUGUUCGUGUUCUCGUGUCGUGUGGCGAGCGUGGCGAGUCAAACCUGUUGCGUUGCCCGUUCCGUCUGCGAUUUGAAGGACGCACUCAAUUCGAGCACUCACAGGCCGCACCGAAAUUGUUGCGACCAAAACAACGGACAACGUUUAACGCAGGAGUCACGUGCGCGGGUGCGUGUCGCUGACAGCCUUGCUCGCCUGCCGCGGGCAUUUGUGAGAGACGUUCGCGAGUGUGCGGCGAGUCUGUGUCACAAGACUGAACCGUCUGCCCGCUUGGUCAGGCACCUCGCUAGUGCUGUUCGCGGACUAUGAGUAUUGUUCUCCGUUCACUCGCUUAGGUUAGCGACUGGGAGCUGCCUGUCACAAUGUCCAAGAUCGAAACCUGGCAAGACGUUCUCGACAGCACCACGGAACGCGUACGUCAGGGAAAUGGUUUUGCCGUCUUCAGCGCGCUUGGAACAAAUGAAGAGCGAGUCAGGUUCUGCCUCCGCCACGAAGUGGCCCAUCCGCGCAUCAAGCACUGGUUGACAGUUCUCUGCUCGUCGAAGCACCGCAAGUUCUGGGAGAAGGCCUCUGAACUGCGAAGCGAGGGAAACAUCUGCUUCAACCGCAAGCAGUAUGCGAAAGCAGCCGAGUUUUACACGCAAAGUAUCCUCUCUGCUCCUUUUCCGGAUACUCCAGACGCCGAAGGACACACUGAAGAGAUGGCCCUAGGAUUCGCGAAUCGGUCCGCCGCCUACUUUCACGCGGGCAAGUACAAACGCUCCUUGUGCGAUGUCCGCUACGCUUUCGAGCUCGGUUAUCCCAACCACCUGCGCUACAAGUUGUAUCUGCGGAAAGGUCAGUGCUACCUUCGCCUCGGAAAGCCCAGAGAAGCGCUGGAAAAUUUUGACUUGGCCAGUAAGGCGCUACGGCGCGCGGGUUUAGACAGCCGAAAACACGCACAGCAGGCGAAGGAAAUCGAUAUGUUCAAACAAGCGUGUACCGGUAACAAGACACCACCUGUCCCGAGUGACGAAGAUGACCCCGAUGACGAAUCACAGGUGCCCAGUGUCGUUCACGGCGUUCACGAUUCCGUACCCAACUGCACCAAUGCCGUGGACAUUCUGUACAGUACAGAGAAAGGACGCUUCGUGGUGGCCAACCGAGGGCUGCGGACUGGAGAUGCAAUCUUCGUCGAGAAGCCGUAUGCUUCGGUUCUGCUGCCAGGCCACACAAAAACCCACUGCCAUCACUGCCACAAAAGGCUCCAAAACGCUGUUCCGUGCUCACAGUGCAACCAGGUGCGGUACUGUUCUUUCAGCUGUGCGAAGGAGUCCUGGAGUCAGUAUCAUCAUUUGGAGUGCGGUAAUCUGAACCUUUUGUACUCGGUAGGGAUUGCACAUUUGGCUAUCAGGAUUAUUUUUGUAACAGGUCUGGCCAACCUUGUCCAGUUUUCUCGAGCUCUCUCUGCGGGGGAUGAAGUCAAUGAAUUUAACUAUAAUGCUGUAUAUGAGCUGGUUACACAUGAUGACAAGAUGUACGCUGAUGACAUGCUGCAGUACUCCCUGACAGCAGCAUUGCUCUACAUGCUGCUGGAUCAGGUCCAGUUUUUUAGCCUCGAAGAAGUAACUUCAAAGGCUUCAGUGCUGAGCCUCACUGGAAGAAAUGGGUCAAGUCAUCACCCUGGCCUGCCUAUAAAGGAACACAGUAUGGCAGCUUUGAAAACAUUUGCGGGAGGUCUGUUGCUGCGCCACAUUCAGCAGCUUGUGUGCAAUGCCCAUGCCAUCACGUCACUGGAGUCGAGAACAAUGCAGGAAGAUGAUGUUGUGGUCACAACUGAGCAAGUUCGUAUAGCCACAGCCAUCUACCCAAGUGCAAGCCUUAUGAACCAUGCUUGCAACCCCAACAUUAUUUCAAACUUUCCUUGUGGCUCAACUCUUGUGGUGAGAGCUGUAAGGAAUAUUGCAGCUGGGGAGGAAGUUUUGAACUGCUAUGGUCCGCACUAUCAAAGGAUGUCCUUUGCAGAACGGCGCCAGACACUGCAGGAGCAGUAUUUCUUUACUUGCAACUGCACUGCUUGCAGUGCUGGGGAGGAUGCUGAACAACGCCUGCAGGCCUUGAAGUGCGAAUACUGUGGUGGGCCACUGAACAUGCCUGACGAUAGCGGGAAGGCGGCCUGCUUAGACUGUGGCACCACUCAAGAGUGCCUUGCACGGGAGCAGAAGGCAUUUCGAAUGCACGAUCUCUAUGUACAAGGCGUGCAACUUGCUGAGAAGGGAAAUCACUUGGAAGCUCUGCAGCGCCUCAACAAGUGCUUGAAGGCACGGGAGAAGCUGAUGUAUAAACACAAUUUGAAACUUCUGGAAGCCAAGGAUAUGGUGGCAAAAUGCUUUUGUGCUAUUGGCGACUUUCGAUCAGCAUGUGAAGUGCUCAGUCCUGCUGUUGAUGCAAUCCGGGAGAUAUACGGUGAGAACAGCAUCGAGCUGGCCAACGAGCUUCAGAAGAUGUCCGACAUACUUGUCAACGCUGUGCCUCAGGCAAUCCGCCAAGAAGCUUCAGCAGAAGAGAUUGAGCACCUUAUAAAGAAUGCAGAUUCUGUGAUUGAUGAAGCAAUGACUAUUUACAUCCUCCAUUACGGAAGGAGACACCACACGACACGGGACUUGCAAGCAAAAAGAAGAAUGCUGGCGACUGUGUCGUAGGGUUGCAUGUUAGAAGCUUAUUCCUAUGUUGUAUGACAAGAGCACUAUGAACACAUUGCCACCGAAACCUUCUGUGUUAAUCCGGUUCUUGUGUGGAGCUGUCCUUGUAUUUUUUUCUUUCUUUACCAGCUGGUGAAUGUGAGUAUGGUAGGAUAUUUUUUUUAGCAAUACAAUACAAAUUGGGAUGUAUUGCAUGGAUAAUAAUGAAGGAAAAAAAGAUGCAUUUCAGGCACAGGUCAUACAGGGUAGCACAAAAAGAUGUUCAAUGCAUUUGUGCCAUUGGGUACAGCACGUUGUUAUAGGAGGAAUUAUGCAGCAACUCAAACUCUGGCUUUAACUGAGGAGAGCUUUACAUUUUAGAGUAGGAACUUGGGCAAGUGUGUGACGUGUUUCUGCAGAUGUACAGUACAUUUAACUGCUGCUCAGAGCAACUGCACUGGAAGUGCCGCCUGUAGGCUAUUUCUGAUAUCACAUAGGGCUGACCAGAGUGUUUCAAGUGUUUUUCACUGUGACUCGCAUACGAGCAUCAGCUCAUCACUUGUUCCUUGUGUGUCCUUAGUUGAGUAUACUUUGCUUUUCAAAGGCUCUGAGUCCUGUGUGGUGUUAUUUUAAUCACAUUAGGUUUCUGUGUUAGCACGAUUGUCUCUUUGCAAGUAGUGUGCAAGGUUGUUAAAAGCAUCAGGGAAGCGUGAAUUUCAUUAACUGAAAGGCAAUAAAGUAAUGUUCAUACCUGUG